GCAACUCUAACUUCCUGGUUUGUAGCGAACAAAUUCCAAUAAGCUGCACGGCCAAGACACGAAAUAGUUCCCUGAAAAUUUAGUACUUCCACUUAACAACUUGAACCUUACACAUUCUGCAGCUCCAAGAUUAAACAUGUUGAAGGGUAUCCCGGCUAUCAUCUCCCCUCAGUUGCUAGCAGUGCUGGCUGAGAUGGGACAUGGGGACGAGUUAGUGCUUGCUGAUUCCAAUUUUCCAGCUUUCUCUGUUUGUCGCUGUGGCCCCACCUAUAUAUCUGCUAGUGGACUAGGAAUACCCCAGUUGUUGAAAGCGAUCUUACAGUUACUACCGUUGGACAUUUAUGUUGAAAGCCCUGCUGCUGUCAUGGACCUUGUAGAAGAUGAUAAGAAGCGAAAACUUCAAACUCCAGUUUGGGAUACUUAUCUGGAAUUACUCAAGGAUGCUGGCUGUGCUAAACCACUGGAAAAAGUUGAGAGAUUUGCCUUUUAUGAACGAGCUAAAAAGGCCUACGCUGUCAUUGCAACUGGGGAAACAUCUCUCUAUGGUAACCUAAUCCUUAAAAAAGGAGUGAUUUGUCCUGAUGACCAGACGUAAAUAGUGAUUCAAGGUGCAAACUGAAGUAGCGCAUUAUAUACAAACUUCAUUCAUAGAUUUUUUGAUUACUGUCAUUGAGGUAUACAUUCUGUUGCACUAUAAUACUGUCAGUAUAUGUUAUAUGGCUUUUGUCCAAUGGAAUAAGUAAAUGCAAAAAGACAUGGACAUUUAGGAUGGUAAAUACAAGUGUAAAUCAUAAAUAAAUAUCAAAACAGG
Molecule: messenger RNA, 811 nt
Organism: Protopterus annectens (West African lungfish)
Lineage: Eukaryota; Metazoa; Chordata; Ceratodontiformes; Protopteridae
Gene: FUOM
Product: fucose mutarotase
Exons: 6
Coding region: 137-595 (152 amino acids)
Biological process (GO): fucose metabolic process
Molecular function (GO): fucose binding; racemase and epimerase activity, acting on carbohydrates and derivatives
Source: RefSeq, a predicted model, not a curated record